CAACUGGGGACAUUUCUUAUCAAGUAUUCUUGACAAAGCCGUCAACGAGGCGAUGGAGAAAGAUGUUGCAUUUCGUGAGGGGCUGCCGAUCAACUUCUUAAGUUACAUGGGAUUUGGAAAGGUGAGUGAUAGAAACUGUCUUGGAAAUGUGCUACUGACGAUUUUAUUCCUCCAGGGCAAAGUGCUGAAAAAUAUCUUUGGAAAAAAAAAACAAGCAGGUAGUUGAAUACCUCACAAUCUGCAGCCCUCUGGUGUUAUUGGCACUACCUAUGGCUAUGUUGUCACAGACUGUGGGUGUUAAUAUGUUGAUAAUAAAUGUCGAUUUUCCAGAAAGAAUUCAAUUGUGACACAAAUGGUAACGAAAAUGAGCAGGCUGAUGAAACUCCUAAGGCAAUUGUUCCAAAAAUAUCCAAUGUUGAUUUGGACAAGCAGACGUUGUUUCAAGAAAAACUGCAGAAAAUGGUGUCGUCUCUUGGCCAAUAUUUAGACCCUCAUUGGGGUGCUGAUGUUUUCUUUGGAAAGACUUUCAUGGCUGAACGUUUGCCUCCAACUCAAGGUGAGGCUAAAUCAGUGAACUCAAUUUAUUUUACGUUAGAAGUGGAUAAAAGACACGGAGUUCACUGAGCUGAAUUUAAUUUAAGCUGGAGUUACACGAGCGCAACUUGCAACAAAAUCUCAGGUUUUUUUUCAGUAUUUUCUCUUGGGUCCGUUUUUGCAGAGAAGAUUGCGUUUAGCUGAACAGCUGGGGUGGCUGCACCCCCCUACCCCUACCGGGUGGCUGACACCUGUACUCAAUAAAUGUAGUUGAGACGGAAUGUGUUAAAGCAGGGGCACUAAGGGACACUAUAAACUGGUUAAAGAUUGCGAAUGCAUAGUUUUUCUUGUGUUGUGAGAUGAAUUCCAGCCAUUUUGUCUUAAUUGUUGAGCUUCCAACUGAAAACUAAUUUCCACACGUACGAAAUUUAACUCGAACAACUUCAUUUUUACUGCACUGAAACUUUGGUGAGAAGAUUGAGUUUCAAAACUCAAUUUAAGAUUGAGUUUUUGGGGCCGUUUAACGGCCCCAAAACGUUUAACGGCCCUAAAAAAUCCCUGAGAAAAACCCUGAAUCUGAUUUCAACGCAUGUUAAGUAGAAAUGUCGUCACAUGUUGUUGCCUUGUGCUUUGUAAUUUAUCAGUGUAAAUAUUUUCAAUUAACAUGCGUUGAAAUCAGAUUUUGUUGCAAGUUGCAGCAAUUUUGUUGCUCGUGUGACUCCAGCUUUAGGGAAUAAUACUACCGCAUUGGAUCCCCACGUUAAUGAUUAUGUAAUUUAUCUUUUUUUCAUUAUUUCAGAUGAUGAACAUAAAGAGACAGAGCAGCCACCAACAGAUGAAAGUGUGGUUCAACUAAAACAUACACAGCAUAUCAGAAUCGCGUUGUAUGACCCAGGCGAGGGUGACGAAGAUGAGGAUGAGAGUGAUGAAAGUAUGGAUGAUGAUGACGAGGAAGAAAAGGUAAUGUUAAUAUAUUUAUUUAAAGUGCGACUAACUCGAAAUAUGAUUUUUGGUAUGCGUAAUAUUUGGGUCAUCCGAAAGUAAUAAGCAUGAUCAAACUGAUUAUCAAUUUCCCGUUUGUAAUGGGCCGUAAUGCAAAAUGACUGAAAAACGGAAAACUUCGCAAGGCUAUAUUAUCCUCAUUUUACAACAUUUUGCAACGAAACUUCGGAAUAUUACUAAUUUUGGUAUGCUCUUUCAAGCUGUGAUGAAAUUUUUGUCCAGACUUGUCUAGAUCAAAAUUUCACUUAAAAGGGGAAAGGUCUAUUCUAACAGUAAUAACAGUAAUAAUAACAGUAAUAACAGUAAUUUUAAUCAAAAGAAAAAAAUAUACAAAAAUAUAACAGUUGUCUGCAGGUAGCGAAAGCUAUUCGAGGCAGACAACUGGAAGACUAUACUACGAGUUAUAGAGAUGACAUAUAAGUUUCAAAAUAUAAAAAUGACAUAUAAGUUUAACACAUAAAAUGACAUAUAAGUUUCAAAAUAUAUGCAAUAAUAAUAUUUUAUCUUAGAAGAAUUUAGCUGAAUUUAUCUAAUUGUUAUAUUUUUCAAUCUGUUUGUUAACAUUGCGAUAUCAACAUAAUCCUCCUCAUUUGUAAAUAUAUAGAAACUAAUACUUUAUGUAAUGUUUUCUUAAAUUUAUUCAUCGGAAAAUUACGUAAGUCACAUGGAAUGCUAUUCCAUAUUUUUGGGCCAGUUCUGGAAAAAGAAUUAUUCAGUUUAUUUAAACAUGAAUGUUUCACAUAGAAGUUGACGUUUGAAGAAAAUCUGGUAUUAUAGUCCUGUAUGUCAUGAGUAUAAGUAAGGAGAUUUGAUAUAUGUAGUGGUGCCAAGUUAUUAUGUACAUCAUGCAUCAGAAUAGAGACAGAUUUAAAGUAUAACAUCUCAACAGGUAGAAUAUUGGAAGAAGAAAAGAAAGGAAUUGCAUGGGAUGUAUAAUCCCCAAAGUAGGUUAACCGAAGCACACGUUCUUGAAGCUUUAAAAUGUUAUCAAGAUGAGCUUUGGCAGCCUGACCCCAUACUGCUAUGCCAUAUGAAAUAUGAGGAAGAAUAAGAGAUUUAUAAGUAUUUCUAGGUACAAAAUGCCUUAAUUUGGAGAUAAUGCCCACUGUCUUACUUAUUUUUGAAGCAACGUGACUAAUAUGGUAUUUCCAUGUAAGAUUGCUGUCAAUAAGGAGCCCAAGUAUUUGACAUAAUGUUUACGUUCCAAAGAAAUGAAAGAGUUUGAAUUGUCAAAUAUCUUCAAAUCUACCUCAUAAUUUAUCUUCUUUUGAUAAGGAUGAAAGAUCACGAAAUGCGUCUUUUUUAUAUUUAAAGAUAGUUUAUUUGCAGUUAACCAGUUACACACUUUAAGUAUUUUUAGAUCUUUAUCAGCGUACAUCAAAUUCGUAUUCUGAACACUGAUUGGCUAAGAGCCGUGUUGAUAUAACUCAAUGUCAACACGGAAACGUCGGAAAAUUUCUUUCUUUAUAUUUCUUUGUGCUAUAUUAUAAAACAAAUAUAAAACAGUUUUUCCGUAUUGAUAUAUAGUUAGGCCAAAAAAAAAAUAUGUGGGUUUCCGGUUUCCCGACCCUACCUAGCUUUUGGACGUCGAAAUCCCGACCCUAAACUUUUUUAUUGGAUCGUGCUUGUAAGGCCAAAUAAAAAAAAAACUUGGUUAGCGUCACCGCCCGCCUCUCGAUUUCUGCCGCCUCUGAAUUUUUUAAAUGUUUUUUAUGCAAAUCUCUUCGUUUUACUGCUUAAAACAGUUUAAUAUUUGAAAUUUUUCUCAUGCUCAGACCUUUGCGCUAUAUACUGAUCGAUUAGGAGCGCGUGGGCUUGAGCGAAAUGGCUGUCCUCGCAACAUCAGUACAAAAAAUAUCACCGAUAAGGCGAUAUACCAGGAAAAACCGCCCCCAUCCCCUCAAAAAAUACUAUUAAAAAAUCUAAAAAACGAGUAAAAAUUAAAAAAAAAAACACGCCCUCCCGCCUCCGAAAAUUUGUGAGAGAGUGACGCUAACCAAUUUUUGUUUUUAUUUGGCCCAAUGACCUCAUACACGGAAACUUUGACAGUGAAAAAGUUGAUCAAGAUGAGGUUUUUUACUAUAAAGAUACAUUACAUUUCUUCUUAGAAUGACCCAAAUAUUACACAUACCAAAAAUCAUAUUUGGGGUUAGUCACACUUUAAACAAUGGCACCGCUACUCACAUACUCGGGGUUCGUAGCGGUCUUUGAAUUCCUUGAAUUGGCUUGAAAGUCUUUAAAUUUGAAUGCAGGUCUUUAAGAUCUUUGAAAAGUCUUUGAAUUGUGUGAAAAAGCGAAGAAAGUCUUUAAGAGUCCUUAAAUUCUUUAGUGAUUAUUUGAUUUUACGAUUUCCUAGCUAAUAAAAUAGAUUGAUUGAAGCACGAUUUUCGCAAAUGUCGGCGAAAAAGUGCAUUUUAGGAUGUGAUUUGACGGGACUAAUUACCUGGUAAAAAUGGUGCUUAUACAUCGCAAUUUUUCGACACCUGAUUGCUCUCAAAGGUCUUUGAAAAGUCUUUGACAAUAGGCAGAAAAAAUCUUUGAAAGUCUUUGAAUUUUUUUGGUCUUGGAGACUACAAACCCUGCAUACUCUAUUCAACAGAAUGCUGUGCUCGCGAUCUGAAACACUUGGUUGUUACCGCAUGCUUCUCUCCUCCAAACAAUGGACAACAAGCUUUGGUCCCCAAAGCCAUUUUUUCAUUAUUGAUCGGAUUUCCACCCACAGGGUGCGAUAAUUCGCGUAUUACUGUCUGGUACUUCUUUGUUUUCAGCCACGUACCACGCAGGUACGCGGAACUCUUGCUAGAUAGCAAGAGUUCCGCGUACCUGCGUGGUACGUGGUACCACAUGACCUUUCCAAGUCCAAGGUAUUCAAUACCGUAAUUUAGUUGGUAUAUCAUGUGUCUGAGAUGUCUUGGCAUGCAACAUGAUUGCAUUGAUGGCACUAAGAAACGUUGGAGUCGGUUGUUUGAAAUAGCAAAACUCCGUUUUUAAAUAGCAAAACUCCCUUUUCAAAUAACAAAACUCCCGUUUCAAAUAGCAAAACUCCCGUUUCAUAUAGCAAAACACCCUUUUCAAAUAGCAAAUCACCCUUUUCAAGUAGCAAAACUCCCUUUUCAAAUGGCAAAACUCUCUUUUCAAAUAGCAAAACUCCCUUUUCAAAUGGCAAAACUCCCUUUUCAAAUAGCAAAACUCCCGUUUCAAAUAGCAAAACUCCCUUUUCAAAUAGCAAAACUCCGGUUUCAAAUAGCAUAACUUUCUUUUCAAAUAGCAAAACUCCCUUUUCAAAUAGCAAAACUUCCUUUUCAAAUAGCAGAACUCCCUUUUCAAAUAGCAGAACUCCCUUUUCAAAUAGCAAAACUCCCUUUUCAAAUAGCAAAACUCCCGUUUCAAAUAGCAAAACUCCCUUUUCAAAUCUUCAAAACUCCCUUUUCAAAUAGCAAAACACCCUUUUCAAAUAGCAAAACUCCCUUUUCGGAUAGCAAAACUCCCGUUUCAAAUAGCAAAACUCCCUUUUCAAAAGCAAAACUCCCUUUUCAAAUAGCAAAACUCCGUUUGCUAUCUCGUAGUCUGAACAUACUUUUCAGAAACCUGUACUUUAUGAGUUUGUUCUAGCGCAAGUACGCCUCAACAACCAUUGGCGUGCCAGUCAGGUACGACUAGAAAUCUUGAAUGAUCGCACCCUGCCACUCAUAGUCUUAAAAUAAUUGAGGAGAAAGAGCUACCUUUACACUAACAUCGGUAAAUGAUUAGACGUUCGCGUCUUCUCGGAUAAGGACGUUAAAAUCGUAGGAUCCCCUAUCAACUGCGCAAUAACCUGUUUGGAAAUCCGCUCACCAAUGAGUGAAAAACUCAAUAUAAUAUAAUAAAUCUUAAGAUUCCCAUGGAGUUAAUGCGUGCACUGUACUCUGUUUCAGGAUGAAGAUUCCGAGAAAAAGAACAAGAAAUCUCAGAAAGACAGCAAGAGUAAAGGAGAGAAGAAAUCUCAGAAAUCCAAAUCUGAUAUUAAAGAGAAGAAAGAGGAGGAUGAAGAUGAAGAAAUGGCCAGUGAUGGAGAAGAACUAGAUGACACUUUUCAAAGUAAACCUUGUAUUUUUUUAUAUCAUUCAUUGAACAACAGCAUUAAUUCAGAUGAUGAAGAAGACCUUGGUGAAGAAGAUGAAGAUCAUGAAAAGGUCAGUAUUUGAAUUUAUUAAAUUUACCACCAAUUUGUUUACACAAAUCAUACAACAAAUUAUACAAACAUUUCAACUGAUUGGUAGCGAGGAACAGGGUCUUAGCUAGGAUUUUAGAUCUUUCUAAAUGACCAGGGUGUGCACAUGUCAAUUACCUCAAAUAGCCAAAAAUUCACGGUUCUGGUUAUGCUCGCCAACAACAGACAAUGCCUGUGGUGGUUCUAUGCUUUGCAACCAAUUACCAGGCGAGCAUACGCUCAUAUUACGCACUGACAUUAAAAUAUUAAGUUUUUUCAGCAACUCUUGGGGGUUUUUAAAACCAUUUUAACACCAUACAGUUCCCAUUAUCCACCAAAACAUCACAUGCAGAUCACUUCCGCCAAUUUCAACAAUAACCGUAGAUUUUACAAACUUUCUUACAACGUACAGUGAAUAGGAAGAAAUUCUGUCUGUUAUUUUAUGCGCCUACACGACCUUAUAUAAAUAAUGAAACCGCGUUCAUUUUAUCUAGCCGUGUUUUUCCCUUUUUGGCCGCGAUAACACGGCCAACACGGCCCUCUAGCUACGACCCUGGCGAGGAAGUCUAAAAUGGAAAGUAGAAAGCUUAUUUUGAAUUGCAAAUAACAUCUUGCAUGUGACCAACCACUUUGUCACACCAUUGUCUUGUUUAGGAGAGUAAUAAAUUGAAGUUCCCAGUACAUUACCGUGAUGCUUUGCUCAUUCUUCACCGCACUCCCACCCCAGUUGCUGUCUGCGAUCUACCGCUGACAUCUGAGGAACGCGUGGAACUUGCUGUUACAUUGUGGUGUGAGGGACUUCUUACUGAAUUUGAAAAAUCUUAGAACUAUUGUACGAUCAAAUAAGUUGAGUUGAACUUUCUAGACAUGCAAUCAUUGUCUGGUCGUCGAGUGUCUUUCCAAAUGUAUAUUUUUUCGUUUUACAUCGCAGCGCAAAUGAAAUAUGCGGCUAAUUAAAUCUAUUUUCACUUUCAUUUCCCUUUGUUAGACAUGAUUAAACAAUAGAGGAUUAAACACUAGUCCUAUUGCCGAUCCAGUUGUAACUCUACACAAUUGUUACAAAAAUGUGUAUAGACCAGUUUGAAAUAAUUGCCGUUAAAUUUAGAUUUAUACACAGAAAAUAAUAUUUAUUUAUAAUAUGCAAAGUAUUGUACAAACAUUAACAAAUUUGUGUUAAUUGAAUAAAUUUAACUUCCAGUACUGUAUGUCUCUUUUAGAUUAUUGUAAUGUUGUGUUUUUGUAAACCAAUUUUUACAAUACAGUAAAUGGAUAUUCUGUUUAAAUAGGUCAUUUUUGCAUUACAUGAUAAGUUUCAAGAGCAGAAAUGUAUUACAAAAAGAGCGUGAAGCAUUUCAUUUCUUUACAUGCACAGUAGUAUGCCUAAGUCGAAACUAUAUUCUUGUUGAAAGUAUACUGCACUCUGCUCCAAUAAUCAUGGUCUCCAUUUAACAUCUCGAACUCCUUGAAACUGUCGCUUUAAAGAUUGUGUAUCAGCCCAGGAUGAAUUCAUAUACGAUACAUCAUCAUCUGUUUCGAGUUUCUAUAAUGAAAUGGGCAAUAACAAUUUUUAAUUAUGUAUGGAUCAUAGUUUGACUUACUUGGUUUUAGAAUUGUACAGAAAUCAGCCUGCUCUCUCUAGAGGUAUUCUUAAUCCCAUAAUGCAAGACAUGUUUGAAAUGUACUACAGACCUUCAUCUCUUCUUGUUUCUUAUAAGCAUAGGACAUCAUAUGUUUUUUGUCUUCUUCAGUAAACACUGGUUCCCUGCUUGGCACACCUUGACCUUUCUG
Molecule: messenger RNA, 7513 nt
Organism: Paramuricea clavata
Lineage: Eukaryota; Metazoa; Cnidaria; Anthozoa; Malacalcyonacea; Plexauridae
Source: the annotation of a GenBank genome assembly